Molecule: messenger RNA, 876 nt
Organism: Fusarium proliferatum ET1
Lineage: Eukaryota; Fungi; Ascomycota; Sordariomycetes; Hypocreales; Nectriaceae
Exons: 5
Coding region: 1-876 (291 amino acids)
Molecular function (GO): acetylpyruvate hydrolase activity
Source: RefSeq, a predicted model, not a curated record
AUGGCAUACUGGAAGCGACUAGCGAGAUUCGUCCCCAAGGGGUACCCCUCCAAAACACUAAUUGGAGAACCUGAGAAUCAUGCUAUUGACGUCGGACUUGCGCUGUACAAAGGCGAAACCGUCAAGGCGAGAGUCUUCAGCGGCAGUUCAGUGCUCGAGCCAGGUGCACCAUCCGGAGAGGUUGUUGAAAUUGAUCGUGUGCUAUCGCCUCUGACACAGGCUGAAGUGGGAACGAUAAGAUGUAUUGGACUGAAUUACAAGGCACACGCAGCUGAAGCCUGCUUGGAACCCCCGACUAUACCGACUGCCUUCUUGAAACCAGACACAGCCCUCGCCGACCCCUAUCCCGCCCGCACCAUCCUGCCCAAGCUUACUCAAGUGGAUGACUGCGGCGACUAUGAGAGCGAGCUGACCAUCGUCAUCGGCAAAGAGUGCAAAAAUGUAUCUGAAGCCGACGCUUACGAUUACGUGCUUGGCUACACGGCGGCCAACGAUGUGAGUUCCAGGACAAGUCAGUUCAAUCAGAGCCAGUGGUGUUUCAGUAAAGGUUUUGAUGACUCUUGUCCAAUUGGGCCGGUCAUCGUGUCCAAAUCACUCAUCCCGGAUCCUCAUAAGCUCAAUGUCCGUGGCUUGAAGAACGGCCAAGUGCUGCAGGAAUCCAGCACGGACGAUUUGAUCUUCAAUGUGCCAAAGAUAAUCAGCUUUCUGAGCCAGAGCACGACACUGAAGCCGGGCACUGUCAUUAUUACCGGGACCCCGGCUGGUGUGGGGAUGGUACGAAAACCGCAAGUGACGAUUAAGGAGAAUGAUGUUUUCUUCGUCGAGAUUUUGCCGUAUAUCGGGACCUUGGUUAAUAUUUUUAAGAAUGAGCAAUAA